GUCGAUUUUUCACGUUUUGAUACGACGACCGCGUCGCUUCAAUCUCUUCAUCAAUAUCUUUAUUGAGAUUUAGUUAUAGUAGGUAGACGUAGAUACGCCUACAAUGGAGGGAAUACGUACCAGUGUGAGGGAUAGUAAGAAGAGGUCCGAGCUGCGGUAUCUACGAAACGAAUUAAAUCGUCUUAAGACGUACCUGGCCAUACACGAAUAUGACCUUGGACUACCGGAGCAAAAGGCAAGGGAUGUACCUAGACUUGCGCGGAAGAGACAAAAGGUAAAGCAGGGAAGGCAGCGUGGUCGUGUAGCGCAAUACGCUCGCGAAAAUACGAGAAAGAGGCAGUCUGGGCUCCCGUUCGAGGUUCGAGGAGAUGUUGGAAGCAGCAUCGACAGGAAGCUAGCAUCAUAUCGAAGCCGCAUCAAGAAAACCUCGAUCCAGCUAGUCGUUACUGCUGCUGCCGGCCACGAAUACCGAGAAGCAAAACUAGCGGACCAGGAUGGUGGUGCUUUCAACAGUAUCGAUGUCAGCGACGAUAAUGACAUUGGUGAGAGCAGUGGUAGCGACGUUGGUGAUAGCGACACGGACAUCACGGAUUUUAGCGCUGGUGAAAUUAGUCUCCCAACAGAUGUGCUUCCUGCAGCUAUGAUGUCCCAAAUCGAAAACUUGCCGGGACCUGGAGACUGGGCGGACAAGCUCACGCAACCGGUCAUCGCCAUGUACGCGAGAAGAGGGUCCAUAAAAGAUAAUGAAGAUGAAGAUGAAGACGAAGAGGAGGACGAGGACGAGGACGAGGAUGAAGAGGAGGACGAGGAUGAGGAAGUGGAAGAGGAAAGGGGUUCAAGAUCACCACACAAGCCCAUCGUUCCACAGCCAGAAGUCUACGAUCCGAAGCGGUGGAGAGAUAUCAAUCAUGAAAGCAAUGCAGAGAUCCUCAAACCAGACCCUAGAUUUAUCCGUACCGAUAAGUUUCCUGGGGAGAUAGGAGUCAUGACUUGGGAGCAACAAGAGAAAGCUUACCCGACGCUGAACUCGAUCCUGGAGAGGACUGAGGAGUACGGUCGAUGGGAUCCGGGCUAUCUAGACAAAGACAAACCGGACCCAAGACUAUGGGACCCAGACCAAAAGGAGCAAAACGAGUCGAAGCCUAACGCGCAACGGAUCCCUCUAGAAGCCAAUCUUACCACCAAGGUAUCGCUCGAGAGGGUCCGGACAGGGUUUGAGCGGCCAGAGAUGAACAUCGACUACACUCCGUACUCGCAGAUCCCGGCCGUCUUGCCGGAGAAUCCGAGCGUCGAGGUCAUGAUGCGCGGCCCCCUACCGACGCCCCCGAGGUUGCCGCUGAAGGGGCCGUCCGGUCGCAUCAUAGCACCUCCGUCCAAGCCAAACACGCCUGCGAAACAGCCCGUCCACGCGGAUCCGUACUCGAAAACGCCGUCGCAGGAUCCGAAAAACGCAACAGCGCCUAGCGCCCUACUCGCACAGUACCACUACCCUAUCGACUCGCCCGCGACUUCGACCUUCAAGCUCAAGGACAGGGGUUCCGUCGAGGAUGUAGUUAAGCCAAAGCCGGCUCCAGUAGCAGCAGCGGUAGCGGUAGUCAGACCUGUCCAGACCCCGGCUCAUACCCCGGCUCAGUUCCUCACCCAGUUCCAAACCCAGACUGGGUCUCCAAAGAUCAAGGAGGAGGAGGAGGAGGAGGAAGCGGGAAUUACAUAUAUAGCCCCAACGGUGACGGAAUACGAGGAGGAGCUGUCCGACUAUCUUAAGCCGGAGGACGACGCCACGAGCACGAGGGAGGACUACGUGAUCGACGACGUGCAGAAAAUCAACCCCUUCGCCUCGUCGCGUCAGGAGGCCGAACAGACGUGGAGGAAGAAAGUGCUGGACCAACAGAUAGCGCGGCAGAAGAAGGCGCACGAAGAAUAUUUGCAGCGGAUGCCGGACUUGGCGUCCGUGCCGCUACUAACUCCGCUGCCGUCUGCCACGUUCGCCGACCGGCACGCGCCGCCGCCGCCAACGCCCUUCGACAUCCCGCUCUCGCUCCACCGAGAGCCGCCGACGAGCGCGAGCACCCACAUCAGCGCGCCGUUCGGCGCGACGGCCGAUCCGUGGUGGCAUUACACGGGCAGCGACGUCGACACGGUGCUGUAUCCGCACCUCACCGGCACCGGCACCAGCAUUACUAGUGCCGAUGUCAACAACCACCACCACCACCACGCCAGCAACACCAAUGCGGUCCCCGCGGCGGAGACGAUUGCCCAGGCCCAAUACACGCCGUUCAACCUCGCGCCCCCGCCCCGAGGGCCCCCUUCCCCUCUCGACCUCUCGGCUGCCGUGCGCGCGGACGACGAUGACGACGAGCAGCAGCAGCAGCAGCGGCUGCUGCAGGCGCAGAUCCUGGGCGAGGCAUCUGCCGCCGGUACGGAUGUCUAUGCUGCUGCUGCUACUGCUGCUGCUACCACCACGCCGACGGCUAAUGCGGCGGCGAUGCCGUCCCCGUUCCCGCUGCCGCUGCGGUCGGCGGGGUUGAGUCAAGGGGGCUUGAGGACGGGGACGAGGAGUGGGGGUGUGAUGAAGAGAGGGAAGGAUAAGAAGAAGGGACACGUGCGGUUUGGGGGCACGCAGACUUUGACGUUUACGAAGGAUAGUAGGUAGGGAGGAGGAGGAGGAGGAGGAGGAGGAGGGGAUAGGGGAUAGGGGAUGAGGUUGUGGCUUAAAAUAG
Messenger RNA from Daldinia caldariorum, 2720 nucleotides. RefSeq lists its product as uncharacterized. The transcript has 2 exons. The record is from RefSeq and is a predicted model, not a curated record. The coding region runs from base 104 to 2653 and encodes 849 amino acids. NCBI's taxonomy places the organism in Eukaryota, Fungi, Ascomycota, Sordariomycetes, Xylariales, Hypoxylaceae.